Molecule: messenger RNA, 1138 nt
Organism: Dermatophagoides farinae (American house dust mite)
Lineage: Eukaryota; Metazoa; Arthropoda; Arachnida; Sarcoptiformes; Pyroglyphidae
Product: G-patch domain and KOW motifs-containing protein
Biological process (GO): mRNA splicing, via spliceosome
Cellular component (GO): spliceosomal complex
Source: RefSeq, a predicted model, not a curated record
ACAUUUAAAAUGACUGGUUUUUCAUUCAAAAAAAUUGCUAAACCAAAAUCAAAUCUAUUAACAACAAAACAAUUACCAUCGAUAAAUGAUCUCAUCGAUAUUCAUGAUCCUGAUGAUGGUCAUGGCAAUGAUGAUAAAGGAAAAGAUUUCAUUACCUCGAUUGAUAAUAAUGAGAUUCAAUGUUCCAAUGAUGAACAACAAUCCAUUAUUAUACCAUUGAUUAAAGUGAAUAAAUAUCGUAAUGAUAAAAGUCGUACAUGUGAUUCAGCUGAAGCUUCACCACAAUUACCUGUAAAAAAUGAAGAUGAUUGUGAUGAUGAUGAUGAUUUAAUUACGAAAGCUAAACAAGAAUUGUUGGAAGAAUCACGAAUGAUUGAUGAUGAUGAUCAAUUAUUACCUGCUUGGAAAUCAUUAAUGAUUAAUAAAUUACCAGAUGAAUUUAAAAAUGAUACAAAACUUGAUAUAUCAAUGAGACCUGAAGUACCUAAAUUAAAUGAUUAUGAACAAACACCGCUGAAUGUAUAUGGUGCUGCAAUGUUAAGAGGAAUGGGCUGGAAAGAAGAUGGACCAAUCGGUGGUAAAAGAAAAGCAAUAGCACCAAUUAUUGAACACCAAUUACGACCACGUGGUAUUGGUAUCGGUGCCGAUAUAUCGUUACGAAAACAAUUGGAACAGAAAAAUAAUUUUCAAAAAACAACAACUGGUGGUGGUGGUGGUCAAAAAGAUGAACCAAUUUUACGAAAAGGUUGCCAUGUUUGUGUGGAAUUUGGCCCCCAUAAAGGUUAUUAUGGUAUUGUUGAAAAUUUAUCUGGAAAUGAAUCAAUAUAUGUUACCGUUAAAUUAAGAUUAAUGAACGAUAGUGUACAACUAUUACAAGAUUUUGUACGUAUUGUUACAAAGCAAGAAUAUGAUUCUGAAAGUAAAGUAAUCAAUAAAAUCGUUAUGAUGAAUAUAUGAAACAACGAGACAAUAGCAAUCAAAGGAAUCGUAGUAAAUCCCGUUCACAUUCACGUGAAAGACGACAUAGAUCUUCAUCAAGAGAUGAACGUAUGAAUUAUGAUGAUGAUGAUGAUGGUGGUGGUAACAAUGAUGAUAUAUGGAUUGUGCCAAAAAUACGUGUUCAAAUUAUUGAUAAAAA